AUGGCUCCUCGGAUAGAAUUCAACGUCGAGCAGAUUCGCAACAAGGCGAGAAAAGAUCUGUUGUAUCUCCUCGAAGGCGUUCGCGGGAAGAAGAAUGUCGUUCUAGAUCAAAGCCUCGUCGGCCCAAUCGGGACUAUAGUCAAGGUUGCCGUCCUUCAAGAAUAUGGAGUAGAUAAGUUCUUCAUUCUAGAAAAUGACAAUGCCGAUACCAGCCAGCGCAAUGUUGUCUUUAUUUCUCGUGGCGAAUGCGGCCGCCAUGCUGAAGCUAUAGCUGCUCAAAUUAAGCGUAUUCAGCGCGAAAGCCAAACCGGGCACGACUUUCACAUAUUCUGGGUCCCUCGCAGAACGCUCGUCUCCGACAAGCUUCUAGAAGAGGCUGGUGUAUUAGGCGACGUCAACAUUGCGGAGUUGCCGCUAUCGUUCUUCCCUCUUGAGAAGGAUGUUCUGUCACUCGAGCUCGACGACUCAUUCCGCGAUCUGUACCUAUCCAAAGAUGUUACACCCAACUUCCUCAUGGCCAAAGCCCUUAUGGAGAUUCAAAGGAAUCACGGCCUCUUUCCACGAGUGAUAGGGAAGGGCGAUAACGCAAAGCGCGUUGCUGACUUGCUUUCUCGCAUGCGCCAGGAGCUCCUUGCUGGUGAAGAUACGUCAGAAGCGAAUAAGAUUGGGUUGACGCCUAGCACAACGAAUGAGAGCGUGAUUAUCAUCGAUCGCGAAGUUGACUUUGUUACACCCUUGCUCACUCAACUGACAUACGAGGGACUCAUCGACGAAGUCUUCGAGAUCCACAACAAUCAGACCAAAGUCGACACAACAGUUGUCGGUGCACCGGCACAGGCCUCGGCUGCGACUUCACAAAGUCGGAAGCGAACGAUCCAGUUGGACUCGAGCGACAAGCUUUAUGAACAAUUACGUGAUGCCAACUUCGCGAUCGUUGGGAGCCUCCUCAACAAAGUUGCGAGACGGCUACAGAAGGUGCAGAGCGAUUACGAGAGUAAACACAAAACAAAGACUAUUGCGGAACUCAAAGACUUUGUUAGUCAAUUGCCAGGAUAUCAACAAGAACAACAGAGUGCGAGAAUACACACAGGCCUCGCCGAGGAGAUCAUUAAACAUACCCGGACAGACCAGUUCAAGGGACUUUUGGAGGUUCAGCAGAAUCUCGCAGCUGGAGCUGACCCGUCAAGCCAAUUCGAUGGCAUCGAAGAAUUAAUAGCGCGAGACGCCCCGAUUGCGCAAACUCUGAGAUUACUGUGUAUCUACUCGUGCAUAUCUGGAGGCAUAAGACCUAAGGAAUUUGACCAAUUCAGGCGACUCAUUCUUGAAGGCUACGGUUACCAGCAUCUUCUCACGCUUAGCAAUCUCGAGAAACUACAGCUCUUUCUGUCGAAGUCAUCACCCCUGGCUGGAAUGAUCCCCAUCCCAGGCAACAACGCCGGCGCAACGGGGAGCAAGACGAAUUAUACCUAUCUUCGCAAGCAGCUUCGGCUCAUCGUCGAUGAGGUUCAAGAGGAUGACCCCAACGAUAUUUCCUACGUGUACAGUGGCUAUGCCCCUCUUUCGAUUCGCCUCGUACAAUGCAUUCUGCAGAAGCAAUAUCUGCUCUCGGUGACCAAGGGGAACAGCGCUAGCGCAGCGGGAGCGCCUGCAGGCGUGGGUACGCAAGGAUGGCAAGGUUUCGAUGAAGCUGUCAAACACGUUCGUGGGCAGACGUUUUAUGAUCAUCAGAAGGGUGAAGAUAAGGCUGUCAAAGCGCGGGCAUUGCUCUCUGGAAGUGGCAACAAGCAGACUGUCUUUGUUGUCUUCGUUGGCGGCAUCACUUUCACCGAGAUUGCUGCUUUAAGGACUGUCCAAAAAAUCGACAUCGAGAAAAAGCAUGUUGCUGUAAAGAGUCUAACCACUCGAAUCUUCUCACUGCCUACCUACCUACCUACCUUAUUCAUUAAUCCUCGACAUCGAUUGAGUUCAGAGGACCAAUACCCAGGGAAAGCCCUCGAAACCAACGCCGCUAUGGGUACAGACUUUGGGCAGAGCUUCCGCAAGGGGAUUGGCAUUAGGAAGAGGGACUUGAACGAUAAGGAUGCCAUUGAUUCGCUGACUCCGUCCGACACUAUUGUUAUGUCAAACCCAGGCCGUAUAUCGCCUCCAAUCACUCCUGAUGUGGUUUCGGUUCCUCAGUCGCGACAAACUUCGACGGAAAUAGCUUCUGAGAUUGCGCCAGAAAUUGUCGUGUGGACUGAAGAUAUGGAUAUGGAUAUCGACAACGCUAGUCACGUUGAGUCCGACGAUGAAUUGUCAAGCAUCAAAAGCUAUGCCGAGGAAGAGCCUCCUCAAACCGACGAUGAUCCAACGUCAUUUCAGGUAUCUACUGUAGAUGACGCCAUGGGCUCUCUUCCCUCGAAUCUCACAGAGCUAUCAGACCUUUCAUCGAUACCUUCGACGGUGUCGAGUAAGGCUACUACCCCUACGCCAGUCGAGACUGAGGGUGCACAAGAAGAAGACCAAGACCAAGACCAUCCAAUCGACGAGCAGCCCCAGUCUCAUCAACAAUCACCUUCUCAUGAUGCCGAACGCUAUAACUUCAACAUCAGAUCGAAGGCUUCGAUACCAACCGAUAUGUCAGCAUACCAAUAUGCAUCAGAAUGUGUCUCGGCCGCCGAGUCAAGCCGGCUCAGUCCAUACGCUUUGCAUCCGGAGGAAUAUCACCUCCUCUGUCACCACAUAUCUUAUACGCAAGUAACAACAUAUCUCAAUAUCAGAAAUGGUAUCAUACGGUUAUGGCUCAAACACCCUUGGAUCGGUGUGACCCGGCUGGAAGCGGUUGGGUGUGCCAACGCUCGCUGGUUCGAUGCAGCGAGUGUUUGCUAUGAUUGGCUUGUUCGUCGAGGUUAUAUCAACUACGGAUGUGUGCGACUCUCUGAAGCCGAGACAGAUGAUACUGUCGCGCCAGUUGUCAAGAGACAAAAGACAAUCGCUGUCAUAGGUGCUGGUAUCUCCGGACUGGGCUGCGCUAGACAGCUUGAGGGGCUGUUCAGGCAGUUUGCUGAUCGGUUCCAUGAACGAGGCGAGCCUGCGCCUCGAGUGGUUGUGCUCGAAGGACGAGCCCGCGUCGGAGGAAGAGUAUACUCUCGCGAGUUCCAGACCAAACCAAAAGAAAAAUUACCAGCUUUUGAAGGCAAGCGACAUACCGCAGAAAUGGGCGGCAUGAUCAUCACCGGAUUCGACCGGGGGAAUCCUAUCAACAUCCUGCUUCGUGGACAAUUGGGACUCCCAUAUCAUGCACUGACAGCUGAUACUACGAUAUACGACAGCAGUGGAAGAGCAGUCGAUCCUGUUCGCGAUCAGCUCGUCGAAAAACUUUACAAUGAUUGUCUAGACCGAGUCAGCGAAUACAAACAUAAGAAUCAACUUGCAAAGCUUGUUGAAGGUAGACGAGACUUCAUCGAAGAGGGGCGUGAUAGUCCUGGAGACGGCAGCAAGACAAUGUUUCAAGAAGAAGAAGAAGCUGCAGCAGCACAGCCAGAUGCACCACCAGUGGCACAACAGAACAUCCCAGCAGAGGUCAAUCUGAUACCAGUGUCGUCAGAUAAGCUGACGGGUAGGGUUCAUAUGGAGCCUGGAACUCCUGCGACUACUAAAGCCUCCGACAAGGCAAAAAUGAUGGGCUGGACAAUACGAGACUCAGCUGACGGAGAGAAUAUUGAUUUAACAUCGGCAGUGAAUGAAGAGGGAGCAACUUUGGGAUCUGUUCUUGAUAACGCCAUUUCCCAGUACAAACAAAUUGUUGGGCUGAAUGCCCAGGAUCACCGACUGAUUAACUGGCACAUUGCCAACUUGGAGUACAGUAACGCCACAAGCUUGCACAACCUGAGCCUCCCAUUGUGGGACAUUGAUGCAGGUAAUGAAUGGGAGGGAAGCCAUACAAUGGUCGUGGGUGGUUACCAAAGUGUGGCUCGCGGCUUGGUUCACUGCCCAAGCUCACUUGACCUCAAGACUAAAUUCCCGAUCAAGAGCAUAUCCUACCAUACUGGAGAGGGCAUGGCCUCAGCUGCGAUUGAAUGCGAAGAUGGCUCAGUAGUUGAUGCUGAUGCCGUGGUUUGCACUAUUCCGCUGGGUGUUUUAAAACAGAACAAUAUCGUCUUCAACCCACCUCUUCCGUCAUGGAAGACUAAUGUCGUUGAGCGACUUGGAUUCGGCAUUCUGAACAAGGUUGUUCUAGUGUACGAUAAGAUUUUCUGGGACCAUGACAGACAUAUCUUCGGCGUCUUGAGGGAGUCUUCAAACCGGCUUAGUACCUCGCAAAAAGACUAUGCCGCGAACCGCGGCCGCUUCUUUCAAUGGUUCAACGUAUCCAACACAACAGGUCUUCCAUGUCUCAUUGCUUUGAUGGCUGGUGAGGCUGGCUUUGAAACAGAACAUUCAAGUAACGACAGCCUUGUGGCUGAAGCAACGGAAGUACUACGCAGCGUCUUUGGCCAGGAUGUUCCCUAUCCUGUAGAGGCCAUGGUUACCCGCUGGGGUUCGGAUCGAUUCGCUCGAGGUAGUUAUUCUUCUGCUGCUCCUGGGAUGCAGCCGGAGGACUACGAUGUCAUGGCCAGGCCUGUCGGAAACCUCUUCUUUGCUGGUGAACACACCAUUGGUACGCACCCAGCCACGGUUCAUGGUGCCUAUCUGUCUGGUCUAAGGGCCGCUUCCGAAGUAUUGGAGACCUUGAUCGGCCCCAUUGAGGUCCCGACACCUUUGAUUCUGCCUCGAGAUUCUGUGCUGCUACGCAAGCGUAAGGAGCCUGCCCAAGAUCAGCAACCAGCACGUCUCCAGGCCUAUGAGAAUGAGAUUCAGACCUAUAUACAAUCAAAGCUCGGGGACCGACCCUCUCGCCCAGCUAAGGUCGCGGGUAAUGCGUAUAUACUAUAUAGCAAGGAUCUAUUCGACGUUGCCAGGAAGAAGUGUGAGGAGAAUCGCAAACCAGGAAAAGGUGGGCGUGCUGUGCCCAACGAAGUCCGGAUCAUGACUAGUAAGAUGUGGAAGGACGCUACGCCUGAGGAGCGGAAGCCGUACGAAGACCAGGCAACGGAGCAAAAGCGCGGUUACGCUGAAGCUGUUCAGGCGUGGACCCGAGCCACCGAACGAUGGGAUCACGAGGCCGCUGCGCUGCGAACAGCUUACGAGAAAGAGAAUCCCUUUGAUGCCGCCAAGAUAGCAGAGAUCCCUCGCGAGACAUCCAACAAACAUCGUCGGACAAGACAUAUAAGUUAUGCGGAGGACAGUGACAUUGGGUUCUGA
This is a messenger RNA of Fusarium redolens, 5283 nucleotides long. Its product is annotated as Sec1-like protein. Gene Ontology annotation, biological process: vesicle-mediated transport. The record is from RefSeq and is a predicted model, not a curated record. Gene Ontology annotation, molecular function: protein binding; oxidoreductase activity. Lineage: Eukaryota; Fungi; Ascomycota; Sordariomycetes; Hypocreales; Nectriaceae. Bases 1 to 5283 code for a protein of 1760 amino acids. The transcript is spliced from 7 exons.